UUGCCGAGGACAGUUGGUUCCAGGCAGACCAGCACGCAGAGGACAUCAUGACGUUUGUGACCAGCAACGACGUGGAGCGAGAUCUCCACAUGGUCGACAUGUUCUCAGCCAGCCAGAGAGGUCACAAAGUGUUCGAAGAGUGUGGGUAUCAGAGUGCAGCUGUCGAUAUUCUACUCGAUCCACGUCACGACAUUACCGCAAAAGAUGGGUUCUUCAUGAUAUUGCUACUCUGCCUGAGGUUGGUCCCUCUGGGUUUGGUGAUGGCAGGACCACCUUGUUCAUUAUUCAUUUAUUUGUCUUCGUCUGUGCACAAACGAUCUUCUGCUGACCCCUUGGGCAACCUGUCCAACAAGAAGGUGCGCCUAAGUAAUCUGAUCGUUAUGAACGUGUGUGCCAUAUUACGUUGCCUCAUCACCCGGGGUGUGAAUGUCAUUGUCGAGCAGCCAGCUAACUCUUGGAUGUUCUCUCACCCGAGCAUGGUGGACUUGAUUGCAGCGAGCAGUGGUACACUGAAGGUGAUCACAACUUGGAUGGGUUGUUUUGGCCAUGACAUGGCGAAGUGCACGCAUUUGCUGACCAACAUGCCAACCGCCCGUUUGUUGAUUCGCACCAUGAACUUGCGCCAGUGGAAAAGAGAUCAUCCAAACAAGGCGAAGUUCUGGGAGGAGGCCCAGAUUGGUUCGAUCAAGCAUCGUUGUCUUGUCUCCAUAGCCGUUCAUGCCCUGGCGCAUCUGAACCUUGGCCCCUACCUCAGCGAUCCGAGCGACACCGUGAUCGCCAUGGCCUCGGCGGCCUCCGACUGUGGCUCUGUUCAGGGCGCCACCUCUUCCGUGGUGGAGUACGCGUGCGAGAAGUGCGAGGACCCCACGACCAUCAGCAUGUCGUACCCAGUUAACAAGGACAAGCCCUUUGACAAAAGGAAGUGCACUGAUUGCUGCAACACGGAUCGCAACCUCCAGCGCAGGAAGAUGAUGGAUAGUUUCAAGAAGAAGUCCAAAGAGGAGAAGGUGAGGUUUUACAGGGACCGCAAGGGAAAGAAGAACAGUGCGUUCGAUUCGGGUGACCUGGAGGUGUCUGUCUCCGAGUCCGAUAUCAAGAAGAAAGGGACCACUGAGAUUGAUAAGUACGUCCCGAGGGCCACGUGGCAGGGCAGGCGCAUCGUCGAGGACCCGUCAAAGAAGGAUUGGACGCAGCAGCAGUGGGAUACGGAGUGGAAGCGUGUCCUGGAUGACCCUGACACGAUGAAGAUGUACGUGAGGGGUCAGUGGUGCAUCGGGGAGUUCGAGGGCGUCGAGGUGAAGUCGGGCCAGUCGAAGAAGAUCACGACCUCCAUCAAGCGCAAGAGCGUGGCGGAGAACGCCGACCAGCUGGGCAAGCUCGCUUCGGAGGCUACCGACACAAGCAAAAAAUGGGCGAGGACGAGCUCUUCGAUCAUUCCGAUCAUUGCUACGCCGGGAGAUGAGCAGAUGCCCUACGCUCCCGUGGAGGGCGAGGUCACGGCCCAGGUACACGACACCAAGUUCCUCGCAGCGUGCCAGCACGACCUCGCGAUGCAGGCGCAGAGGGAACAGGAGGAUGGCGUUGAGGAGCAGCAGUCCAGGACCCCGACGAAGCCCAGCGAGAAGAAGGAGCGCUCGAAGAUGGUCUUGCAGCUGGCGUGGGAUGCAGAGGUUUCUAAACAGAGUGCUGUGGUGAUCGCGUCUGUUACUACGAAGCGCGAGAAGAUGGACACUGCCAUUGCCGAGUCGCUCGGCUUGGAGGACAUGACCACGGAUAACACCAAGGAGAUGACCGAGACUGCAGAGGCGUGCCGCCUCGCCUUCACUACUCUCAAGACGGAGAGCGAUGCCGCCACUGCUGAAUGGUCAGCCUUGAAGAAGCCGUCUACUGAGGAUGAGUUCAAGCAGAUGGUGAAGGCGAUGGCCGAGGAGAAGCAGAAGUGGACAACGCCGAAGCUAUUCAACAAGACAACCAAAUCGUUCGUGGAGAGGUUGAAGGAGCUCACCGACAAGGUCAGGGACUACACCAAGGCUGCUGACAUGGCCAGGAAGAGCAAGGCUAGCCAGAGCGCGGCCGCUCUUCGCUCAGAGCACCUGGCGGACAAGAUGAGCCGCGAGCAUCAGAUCAUCCCCAGCUCCAGCAGGCUGCGUCACUCCGUGCAGAGCGCGGGCGACGAGUUCAAGCACCACGUCGGCUCGAACUUGAUCGCAGGGUACUUCGCCACAGAGGUUGGCGCAUCCGUCGGGACCGAGCCAGCGCUCUUGAAGGCGGCCAUCGCCGACAAGGUGAUCCAGCUCCCCUACUACAAGUCGCACAGCAAUUGGGUGAGCAACUACAUUCAGAAGAACGGGCUCGUCGGCGCCAACAGCGACAUCGUGAGCGCUCAGGCGGCCGCUGCGAUCUCGAAGCUUGCCAGGGCCGCCAUCGACGCCAGGACGUUUAACAAGGUCGGGGGCACCGAGGCGGUCAACAGCGCCUUCAACAUGCAGUUCUGGCACAACACGAAGGAGUGGUCCCAGGUGGCGCUGACUCCGAACUGCCUGCCAGAGGGUCGCCUCACGUUACAGGGGAGCGAAGUGCUAUUCGGUGUGAAGCUCUCUGCGGUCCUGCCAGUUUCCCUGGUGGAGAAAGUGAAAGCAGUUGGUCAGAUGAGCGUGGAGUGUUUCUUCGGCUUGGUGAGGUCGCAUGGCUUCGCUUUCAAAUCUGAGCCUGGGACGCUCCAGAUCAUCCCGGCGGGCUUCCUGGUGAUCGGCUUCCUUGUCAGCGAGGAGCCGUGCGAGGGCAUGCGCUGGUCGUUCGUGCGCUCGGACGCCGCCGAGCAGGAGCGCAUCCUCAUCAAGACGACCAUGGAGCAGGCGAUGGAGGAGUUCGGGGCUGACGCGACCAUGAAGGCGAUCAGCCUGGCGCUCGGGGCAGCGUGA
Messenger RNA from Prorocentrum cordatum, 2921 nucleotides. Lineage: Eukaryota; Dinophyceae; Prorocentrales; Prorocentraceae. The record is from the annotation of a GenBank genome assembly.